Messenger RNA from Peniophora sp. CBMAI 1063, 1470 nucleotides. NCBI's taxonomy places the organism in Eukaryota, Fungi, Basidiomycota, Agaricomycetes, Russulales, Peniophoraceae. The record is from the annotation of a GenBank genome assembly.
AUGUUGUGGACCCGCAUUUCACCUCUUUUCACCUCCGGAUGCUACGAUGCACAUCUUGCCCGCGCCGGAUACGCCAAACUUCACCCGGUCAUAUCUCUAGAACAUAGGUUGACGCGCUUUCAGGAGAAAAGGGUCAAUACACUAUCCUUUCACGCAGAUGCUAUCGAUGUCAUUCUGCGGUCCACUCCUGAGGGAAACGAAGACCUGCAAGAGCAUGAAUUUCAAGACGACGAAGACUCAGUCUACUGGCUUCACCUUCUCGAAAGCAUGGGCCCGGAUAUGGGGUCCCUCUCCCUCACUCAGCACGAGUCUCAGUUUACUUUCGAGCUCCCCUUCGCUGCUUGGUACUUCUACGAAUCUGUGCAUCGCCUUACCAUUACAUGUCCUCAUCUUGCCAUCCCGGAAUGGAUCUUCGAUGUCCCGGAGAUCUUCGACGGCCUGACGAGCCUUGUUAUUCAUUCAGUCAUCGAGACGGGGUGCCUACGCUCACUCUGUCGUUGCCUGGGGCAGCUGGAGCGCUUAGUGUGCAUCGCGCCCAAACGUCCAGCUUUCGCGACAGAGGUACCAUUCCAGCGCGAAAAUCUCCCACUCAGGAUGGAGUAUAUGCGCGAGAUGACACUUGGUCUUGCAGCCCAGCCUAAUACAGGAGAUUUUAUCUUGGCCCUUGAGCUUCCCGCGCUCCAGCACUUCCAUAUGCGGUUCCGGGCAUCAGACACAUCCUGGGCUCAGGAUAUACACCAGACUGCCGUUGACCUCGCGGCGGUGAUCCGGCCGCUCGCGCGACAUGCUCGGCAUGCGGAACUUCUGGCUCAUGAUCAGAAGGCGGUUUCUCUCGUACUGUGUCGUUCGCCAACAGACGAGCCGCUCGUGGUCGUCACGCUCGAGAUCGAGAAGGCGAGAAAGAGGACGAAGACACGCGCGCUGGAACUCUUUCCAGCUUUGUUGUCACUCAUCACACUCAAGCAAGUGCGGACCCUGGGGCUAGCAAGCGUGUACACGUCCCCGAAGUGGCGUGAGCUGCUAAGCUACUUGAAUUGUGUCGAGGAGGUAUUCUAUAUGCGCCCCAAAUCUUGGAAACACGUUGUUCAGGACUCCGAGCUUCUUGAAGCGCUUUGGGCAGGGCAAAAUGUUCCUCAGAAGGGCCUUGAAGCUGGUCACACUGGCCUGGUUCUACCAUCCUUGCGCACUAUGGUGUUUACAGGUCGAUCGAUACGCUUUUCUGGUCUACGCAACGACACUCCGGUGGCCAUCUUCGAUGACUGGGCCGAGCAUCCCAGCGAACAACACCUGUUUGAACUAUCACGACUCGGGGAUAAGGUCGGCUGGCUUGACCUCUCGCGACGCCGCGUGCAGUUCGUAUUUGAGGAUGUUGAGAUGCUUAAGAACGAGCUCCGUGUCGCCCUUGAACGGGGAGGUGGGAGGGAGGUCCUAAUGGACAGGUCACGGUUGAUAGUUAGAAGCGUCGCUUGA